AUGGAUGUCGAUAAAGCGCGCCAGGAUAGGCUAGAAAAGCUUCGUAAUAUGAGUGAUCAGGUCCGCAUUGGUGGAAAAGGAACUGCUAGGCGAAAGAAGAAGGUCGUCCACAAAAAUGCCGUAGUUGAUGACAAAAAGCUGCAGGGAACGCUCAAGAAACUGAACUUGAAUACUAUCCCCACCAUCGAAGAGGUCAACAUGUAUAAAGCGGACGGCACUAUGAUACACUUCAAAAACCCUAAGGUUCAAGCUUCACCUCAGGCAAAUGUAUUCGCAGUAUCCGGUCAGGCGGAGAACAAAGGUAUCUUGCUACAUUUCAUGUUGAAUCAGCUGGAAUCUGCGAAAUUGAGGCUUUGCAAAAUGAACGGUGAGUAUGCUAUUGUUGUUGGCUAA
Molecule: messenger RNA, 393 nt
Organism: Echinostoma caproni
Lineage: Eukaryota; Metazoa; Platyhelminthes; Trematoda; Plagiorchiida; Echinostomatidae
Source: the annotation of a GenBank genome assembly